CAUACCAUUUUCUACUUCCACUCUUCAAGCCACCGCCACCGCCAUGUUAGCUGUGAAAAGCUCUCUCUUUUUCCUCCUCCUCUCUCUCCUCACCCUCCAGUGCCUCACCGCCGCCUCCGCCGCCUGCCAUGUGGACGACGAAUCGGGUCUCCUCGCCUUCAAAUCGGCCAUCACCCAUGACCCCUCCGGCAUGCUUCAAAACUGGAAGUCCGGUACGGACUGCUGCAAAUGGCCAGGUAUCACCUGCCUGUCUGGAAACCGGGUCACGAGUCUCUCCCUCACGGGCCAACCCGGCAAACAGAAUGGCUUUUUGUCCGGUACAAUCUCGCCUUCUCUGGUGAAAGUGCAGAACUUGGAUGGAAUUUACCUGCUGAACCUCCGAAACAUCACGGGUCCUUUUCCGGCUCUUCUUUUUGGGCUGCCGAAACUCCUGUUCGUUUACAUCGAAAACAACCAGCUUUCUGGCCGGCUUCCCCGAGAUAUCGGAAACUUGACCCAACUCAAUGCGCUGAGUUUUGAGGGUAACCGGUUCAGCGGGCCAAUACCGAGUUCGAUCUCCCAGCUGACUGGGUUGACUCAGCUCAAACUCGGUGACAACCUCCUCACUGGCACAGUGCCAGCCGGCAUCAGCCGGCUCAAGGACUUGACCUUUCUCAGCCUCGAACGGAACGGGAUCUCCGGCAGCAUACCGAACUUCUUCUCCUCGUUCUCUAACCUCCGGAUUCUCCGACUUUCUCACAAUAAGUUUUCCGGGAAAAUUCCGAACAGCAUUUCAAGCUUAUCUCCAAAAUUGGCCUAUUUGGAGCUGGGCCACAACUCCCUAGUGGGACAAAUCCCAGAUUUUCUCGGAAACUUUACGGCAUUGGAUACCCUUGAUCUUUCCUGGAACCAAUUCUCCGGCACUGUGCCAAAAACUUUUAAGCUCACAAAAAUAUUCAACCUCGAUCUGUCGCACAAUUUUCUCGUCGAUCCCUUCCCAGAAAUGUCCGUAAAAGGGAUCGAAUCACUCGAUCUAUCGUACAAUCACUUCCAUCUCGGUACAGUUCCAAAAUGGGUCACAUCAUCUGAGAUCAUCUACUCACUGAAGCUCGCAAAAUGCGGACUCAAGUUCAAACUAGACGAUUGGAAGCCGUCGGAAACCUAUUUCUACGACUACAUCGAUCUCUCGGAAAACGAAAUCACAGGUAGUCCGACCCAGUUGUUGAACAAAACCGAUUACCUGGUAGGGUUUUGGGCCUCCGGCAACCAGCUGCGAUUCGAUUUGUUAAAACUGAGAAUCGUGAAGACGCUGAAGUACUUGGAUGUGUCGCGGAACAUGGUUUUCGGGAAGGUGCCUGAGGGGAUAACGGGGUUGGAGAAGCUGAAUGCGAGCCACAACCAUUUGUGUGGUCGGCUUCCUCCGUCGAAGUUUCCAGCGAGUGCGUUCCAGGGCAAUGACUGCCUGUGCGGGUCGCCACUUUCGGCUUGCAAAAGGAGUAAAUAAAAGUGAAGAUAUUGGUGGAAAUGGAAUAAAUAAGGGAAGCAACUUUUAGUUAUUAAUAAUAGUAAGGAGUUGUUUGGUAGUGUAGAUGUUUUUUCUUUCUCUUUUUUUAUUUUUAUUUUUUGGAGUGUUGUUUUUUUGUUGCUGUAAUGCUAUGAUAAUGAGAGUUUGCUUCCCAUUUUAUUUUCAUAUUUUGUUCCGUCUUUAUGAAAAAUUUGCAGCAAAAAUGGUAAAUUGAGA
Molecule: messenger RNA, 1720 nt
Organism: Vitis riparia (riverbank grape)
Lineage: Eukaryota; Viridiplantae; Streptophyta; Magnoliopsida; Vitales; Vitaceae
Product: MDIS1-interacting receptor like kinase 2-like
Exons: 1
Coding region: 44-1483 (479 amino acids)
Molecular function (GO): protein binding
Source: RefSeq, a predicted model, not a curated record